AGAGGGACAGUAUCUGCACACCCACCUCCACCACCAUCACUACACACUCUCGACCUCAUGGCCAUGAAGGAGCUGAAGAGUAAAGCCUUCUGGCGGGCUGUCCUGGCCGAGCUGGUAGGGAUGACCCUCUUCAUCUUCCUCAGCAUCGGCGCCGCCAUCGGCAACCCCAACAACGAUAAACCGGACCAGGAGGUGAAGGUGGCCCUGACCUUUGGCCUGGCCAUCGCCACGCUGGCUCAGACUCUGGGUCACAUCAGUGGAGCCCACCUGAACCCUGCCGUCACCCUGGGCAUGCUGGUCAGCUGCCAGAUAAGCCUCCUGAGGGGUAUAUUCUACAUUCUGGCCCAAAUGCUGGGCGCUGCUGUGGCCAGUGGCAUCGUCUAUGGAGUCAGGCCUGAAAACACCUCCGCGCUGGGGCUCAACGCGCUCAACAACAUCACUCCUGCUCAGGGCAUUGGCGUGGAGCUUCUGGCCACCUUCCAGCUCGUCCUGUGUGUCCUGGCAGCCACAGAUAAAAGAAGGCGGGACGUGAUGGGCUCCGUCCCCUUGGCCAUUGGCCUCUCCGUGUGUCUGGGGCAUCUGACAGCCAUCAGCUUCACUGGAUGUGGGAUUAACCCCGCUCGGUCCUUUGGGCCCGCUGUGGUCCUCAACGACUUCACCAAUCAUUGGGUCUACUGGGUGGGUCCAAUGUGUGGGGGUGUGGCCGCCGCGCUGAUCUACGACUUCCUGCUGUACCCCAAAAUGGACGAUUUCCCCGAGCGCAUUCGGGUGCUGGUGACCGGACCCCCGACCGACUACGACGUCAACGGAACCGACGAUCCCCCGGCUGUAGAGAUGAUGUCAAAAUGAGACGAAGCGAUCCUGUUACUUAAAGCAUCGUCCCCCGAAAGGCCUUAAAACACCUGUAAAUACUUCACUCCGUCCAACUGAGUCCAACUCAAAAUAAAGAAAAACUAGGAAAGCAAACACUGUCAAUGCAAACCGAGAGGCCUCUGUUGUAGCUGUUCAGCGGAAGUUUAGUCUCAGCUCACCUUUCUUCUGCUUGAACUCCUACGUAGUAAAUACGAAGUAUGUACCUCUAUUUUCUGAAUUGUUGUUAAAAACUUUUGUAUGGAUUUUUUUUUUCCGUUUUCUGAGUGGAAUGAUCAGUAUUUUAGUUAGUCUUUCGUUUUGUAAACAGUUUUCUAUGUAAAUUGCCCGUCGUUUUGUAUUGUAUAACGUGUGCACUAUACAUUCCUUUCCUUCACUUUUGUAAGUUAAUAAAGUGCCUGAUGUUACAAACACUAAA
Molecule: messenger RNA, 1288 nt
Organism: Pygocentrus nattereri (red-bellied piranha)
Lineage: Eukaryota; Metazoa; Chordata; Actinopteri; Characiformes; Serrasalmidae
Product: aquaporin FA-CHIP-like
Exons: 4
Coding region: 58-849 (263 amino acids)
Biological process (GO): hyperosmotic response; renal water transport; carbon dioxide transmembrane transport
Cellular component (GO): membrane
Molecular function (GO): water channel activity; carbon dioxide transmembrane transporter activity; ammonium channel activity
Source: RefSeq, a predicted model, not a curated record